GAAAUGUAUAACGACAGCCCAGCCAGUGUUGGUGGAAUCGGGAUGCCCGUCUGUACGACACCCUCGCUUGAAUGCCGCUUGCUGUUAUGGAUGACUUGCGUUGGAAAUAGGUUGCAAAUGUAAAUAUUUUGAUGAAGAAAUGGAAGUAAAUGUUCCUUCUGGCAGCGUGUGUUGUUUCUGUCUCACAACUUACGAAGAUGAAGCGCUCUACGGAAAGUUUUACAAGAUCGAAGAAAUCACAACCCACUACUUCUGUUUGCUGUUGUCAUCCAAAGUUCAGCAACGAGGUUCAGAUAAUGAAGGGAUUUUGGGGUUUCUUCCCAUGGAUAUCAGGAACGAGGUUAAAAGAGGGAAAAAAUUGACUUGUUUUUAUUGUGGAAAGCGUGGUGCUACUUUAAGUUGUCAUUAUUCGAAAUGCAGAAGUCACUUCCAUUUACCAUGCGGACGAUCUAGAAAUACGUUCCAUGAAUUUUUCGGAGAGUUCAAGUCAUUCUGUUGCAGACAUCGCAAAACACAAAGAAUCAAAGGAGAUGUAUUGAAAGCUAUGUCUGGCAAACAGUCAACUUGCUCUAUUUGCCUGGAAUCUGUGCCAGCUACACCUAGUCCUAGCACACUUUGGGCCCCUUGCUGUAGUAAAGAUGCGUGGUUUCAUCGCAUAUGCAUUCAGAGACUUGCUCUAAGUGCUGGAUAUUUCUUCAAGUGUCCUUUGUGCAACAAUACUACAAGGUUUAUUGAGUCAAUGCGAACUCAUGGCAUUUGGAUACCAGAACAGGAUGCUGCAUGGGAGCGUGAUCCUGAAAGAUAUGAAGGCCUUCUCCAAAGACACAACUCGUGUGAUGCCAAAAGCUGUCGUUGUAGGCAUGGUCGAACGCAUCAUGUGGCAGAUACGAAAUGGGAAAUCAAAUUAUGUGCACACUGUGGAUCUCAAGGAAUGCAUGUGCAGUGCGGCAACUUAAGACUUUCUCAAGACUGGAUUUGUUCUGUGUGUUCAAAUGUUUCUGACACAAGAGAAGUGCAAAAGACUGGAAAAGUUUCACAUUCUCGAGAAGCCCACUUGGCGCGAAAUAGGGAUAGAAGAAGUCUGCCACUCAGGCCUCCACAACGUGUAACACGACAACGCCGACCUCCAGAAGAGGAGAUUGAAGAAAGAGAAGAGGAAAGGAGCAAAGAACCCCUUAGUGUCCAUUCCAAAAGUGAAAUAUCUUUCUCAAAAACUGACAAAGGGGCUUCCUCUACACCACAGAAAGAUGACUCAUCUCGGGUCAUCUCUCAGUCUACAGAAGUGAGUCCAGCAGGCAGACAACCAUCGCCUGAGGAAGAGAAUAGUGACGUGGAGAUUUUAGAAAACUCUGAUGAUGAAAUUCAGAUCCUGUCUACGCCAAAUAUACGGAUCAUUAAAACAAAUUCAGGGAUUAGUGUUCCUGUGAUGAAGGUACAUGCCUCCCAGCCUUCAGGUGAAGAUGUGGUUGCGGCAGGGGAACCGUGUCAGGCCAAAUCAGGCCCAAAUGAGUGUGCUUCCAUGGGCACUGAGGAUGAUUUUGACUUACUAAGUGUUCCAUCUACUUCCCGCAUUCAAAAUCCAUCUUUACAAACUGUAGACGAAAUAAUUGUGGGUGAUGAACCUCUGCCGUCCUCACAAUCGGAGGAUGACGAUGAUAUUAUAGUGGAAUAUGAAAAAACAAAUCCAGUUUCUGUCGUAUGCCAAACCCUUGACUUGCCCUCUUGCAAUAAAUCUUCCAGUGAGAAUUAUACUACUGCUGAAGCAUCAUUACAAACUAACAUGCCUACCAAAGAUACUGCUCAGUUGAAAGCAUUCCUUCAGCUCAGUCAGAAUUGUUAGAUCAUAAUGGUCCUCCUACUGCUUGUGAAACAGAUAUAAGUGUAUUGACUGUCUGUCCAACUACACGUGAGCAAUCAUCACAAACGCAUGUACCGAGACAUGAAGAGUUUGUAGAGACUACAGAACUUACUAACAUGUUUUAUGAUCUGUCAAGAGCCGUUCAUAGUGCAUCAAUGGUACAACAGCAGCAGCAACAAGCAACAGUAUCUUCACUACAGCCAGAAAUGUUCAUGCCUACUGCAAAUGUAUUCCAGUCAGUGUCACCUUUGGCUCCUAAUAAGACGAUAUCCACAACUACUAGCACUGAUUCUGCUGCUCCUGGAUUAUCUGUGUCAAUGCAAGUGGACCCAGCGACUGACAUGACUGCAUGGCGUUCUAAAAUAUUGAAUCUUGUUAGAGGAUUCCCCAUUGACACUCAGUUUACCACCUCUUCUAAAACAGCACCCAAUGUCAGUGGCAUAUCUGAUGAACUGCCUACACAAGUUCCACUUGUUUCUGAAGGGAUCUCAAUGCAGUCAUCAGACAUUCUUCCUCCCAAUUCCUUUUCCUCACUUGCCUCCUGUAAUUCUAGGCCACAGGGAACUGAUUGUUCCAGUCAGCCACAAAUUUCAAUGGGUCAAGCAGAAUCAUCCAGAAUGACUUCAAGACAAGUCCUAAUCUCACUCCCAGAUCAGCCUCCACAAGAUGAUUGGUCGGUGGAGUUUGGCCAGGUUGAUGCAAAUUUUAUUAAGGACCAACAGUCUCUUGCUGAGGAGCAACCAGAUGUUGUUUUUGAACGGCACCCAGGUUCAGUUCCAAGAGGGCAUAUACCUUGGGAGAAUCAUGAAGAAUCUUCAUCAGGCUCAGAUGAAAUUAUAGUAGUAGAUAAUGAUCAAGAUGAUGUGGGAUCAAAUGGGGGGAAAAUUAAAGAUAAGAGAAAACGGAAGCAAAAACUAGUGGAGCGAUGUGACUACAAUCAGGUUAGAUUAUUUCCCCCUGCUCUGAUGCAUUUGGACCCACUGACCUGCCUCCAAGGGUCAUCAGGUAGGCUUGGGAGGAAGAAUUCAACAGGUGCCUGCCCACUCGUGUGUAGUGGGUCCUUGCUUCACCCUCAUGGAUAGAAAACCAUUUCCCAACAUCAUAGUUGAUAGGGGAUCCGCAAAGAAUGGACCACUUCUCUGCAACUGCAAAUGGUCCCGGAGAAAACAGCCCCCAUCCCCAGUCAUCUGCAGUUACUGCUGUGACUGGGCCCGGGAAUAUAUACAUAUGGGUAAAUCCUCUUCUGCCAGCUCCAUUAAGACCCCUCAAAACCUCCUCUCAAGAUUUUUGCAAUCCUUGACUGGAAUGCCUGGACCAUCUCUGGGCAAAGGAGAACCACUCUGUCAGUUGUGGGUGAUACAUUAUCAUUCACAGAAAAGCAGCCGAGCAUCUGAGUCAAGAAACUCAAACAUUGCAUCACGAUCGAGAAGUUUAAAUCGAGCUUCUCGAUCAAGAAGUCCUAAUCGAGCAUUGCAGUCAAGAAGUGUGAAUCGAGCAACUCGAUCAAAAAGUCCAAAUUGUACAUCUCAGUCUAGUUCAAAUCAAGUUUCAGGCACCUCUGUGACUAAAGUGCUUUCAACAUUGUUUGAGAAACCGAGAACACGCUCGCAGAGUAGAUCCUCAGGUUGUCAUAAACCUGUUUCAGAUUAUUCCAAAUCUCCUCAGAUCUCAUCACAGGUCAGGCUUACAACAUGUGGAGUUUCUUCUGAUAAGCAAUCAUCUGAUAGUGAAAGCAGAUUACAUUAUUAUGAAUUAAAGACUCGGAGGCAUACAUAUCGAAAUCAAAAAGAUUCUAAGGAAAAGCGUAAAAGAUCUACCUCUCCUGGAACUUCGAAUAAUAAGAGACGGGAAAAAUCUUUUCAGACGAAUAUACCUUUACAGGUCAGUCCUUCAAGAAAAUCUCCAAGAAAAAAAACUCUUUCCCAAUCAGCAGAUUCAGCUACUGACAACAAGAGUAAAUUACUUGCACAAAAUACCCAAAACUUUUCAUCUUUGGCUUUGGCAAAAUUAGCAUCUUUUCAACCUGUUGUCUUGUUGAAAAGGUACAAUGUACGCAGAAGAGAACGCAGUGUUGAACGAGAUAAUCAUCGGAGGACGUGUCAAAAGGGUCGUAGUAGAAGGGAUCAAUUCACAUUGCAAAAACAACUGCAGCUAGAAGCAAAUGACAAUGCACAUAAGUUGUGGGAACAUGACAAUGCAGCUUGUCAAACAAGAAAUGAUGAACGAAAACGAACAAGAAGUGUCAGUCGAAAUUUCAAGAAUUUUCGAGAAAGGUCUCCUGUUCGUACAAGGAGCCGAAGUCGUUCGUUGGGAGAAGAUAUACAAAGAUCUUUGCACAGUCAUGAAAAUGUGAAUGGUGGAAACUCUAAAAAAAAGAGAACUGUUAAAGAAGUGAUUGUAAUUCCUGAAGGAAGACCAUUUGCAUCAACUUUCGAAACGGUAUCUUCUAGUGAUGAAACAGACGUUGAAAUAGAGGUAGGAGAAGAUGCACUUGACGAAACAAUAGCAUCCAUUUCAGAAUAUUGCAAAAUCGAUAGUGAGGGUAGUGAUGAGAUUGAGGAUGUGGUGGAAGUAGGAGAAGAUUCCCUAAAUGAUACUAUAGCUUCAAUAUCAGGUUUAGGUUCAAUCACUUAUGACGAAGAUUGUUCUUCUUAUGUAAUUGCACCUAGUUCAUCAUGUAGUGGAAAUUUUAGUAAUAUAUCAUCAAACUGUGAAGAUAAUUGUUCUGUUAUUUCUAUUUCAAGUUCAGUCAAGAGUUCAUCCAGUUCAUCAUCUUCAAGUCUUGUGAGUAAUUCUUCUCCACUUUAUUCUUCCCAGUCUUCUUGCAUUUCUCCUCAACCCCCACCUACUCCUUGUCCUCAAUGCUCUCCAAUCUCUUCCCCUCCAUCCUGUUUAUCUUCAUCUUGUGUUUCUCCACUUUCCAUGAUUGCAUCUCCUGCAAUUUUUUCUUCACCAGCUAUUGGAUCACAGGAUACAUCUGGUUCUGUAAUUAAGCCAACUGAAUACAAACAUCAGCUUCCUAUACAUAUUUCCAACAUUUCUUCACAACUAGUCAGAUCCCCAUUGCCUGGUUCAGUUGUUGCAGAGUCUACUGAGCCACCCUCACCAGCAACAAGUAUUCCACUACGGCGAAGCAGUCGGCGAUUUUGUUCACCUCAUGACUCUAUUCUUCCUAGCACCUCUCGUGCAUCAAGAAGAAUGCAUUCAGACAUGUGUAGUGAAAUACCCAUAAGAGGAUCGUCUCCACCACCUAUAUUUCCAAACCGUAGUGGCAGCCUCACAGAAUUGGAGUGCCGAAUCAAAGCUCGAGCUUUGACAGCAAGAAAAUUUGUUCCCUUUUCUCCUGCUGCCAGACAGCAACGUGCAAUGAUGCGUCAACUUCAGGGUAGGCGCUGAUGCACAAGUCAACAUUUGUAAAUAGAUAUUAUUAAUAAGGAAUUUUGUUAUGGAAGUGUGUUUUAUCAUUGUUGUGAGUGUAUGUAGUAUAUAAUCGUUAUUGUAUUUUUCCAUGUGUAAGACCCUAAAUGAAAAUGACAGAAUAGAAACUACAAAUUAAGUUUUGUUAUUCUUUAUUGAAAAACUUUGAAAUAAAAGAUUUUGCAAUGAAUAUAAUUGGAAACUU
This is a messenger RNA of Gryllus bimaculatus (two-spotted cricket), 5480 nucleotides long. Lineage: Eukaryota; Metazoa; Arthropoda; Insecta; Orthoptera; Gryllidae. The record is from the annotation of a GenBank genome assembly.